Camellia sinensis is the source of this 723-nucleotide messenger RNA. RefSeq names its product putative calcium-binding protein CML29. The record is from RefSeq and is a predicted model, not a curated record. Lineage: Eukaryota; Viridiplantae; Streptophyta; Magnoliopsida; Ericales; Theaceae. Gene Ontology annotation, molecular function: calcium ion binding.
GCAUAUAUUUGCUUUGCAUUACUGAAAAAAAAAAAAAAAAAGAUUUGAACUUGAAUGGCUCAACUGGGUUCUCUCUCUGCUGAAACUGAGACACUGAGCCAUGUCUCCAGACUGGUGGAGGCGUUCAGGGCCUUUGACUCCGACAACGAUGGCUCCAUCACUGCUGCAGAGCUUCGUGGGAUCAUGAGCUCACUUGGGUACAACCCAAGCGAAGAAGAUGUGGAGGCAAUGAUGCAGAAAGGAGACAAAAACAAGGAUGGUGUGCUGAGCAUUGAGGAGUUCUUGGAGAUGAACACAAAUGAGUUGGGACUUGGUGGCCUCCAAAUUCAUCUUACAAUCGCUCUCCAAGCUCUGGAUGUCGCAGACGAUGAGGACUUGACGGCCAAGGAGUUGCAUGAGGUUCUUGGGAACAUGCAAGGUGGUGACUUGUCUCUCAACUUUUGUGAGGAAGUUAUCGCUUCCAUGGAUAGGGAUGAUGAUGGUGCUAUUAGUUUUGAGGACUUCAAACUUAUAGUUAAUGCCCUCCUCUAGUCCUCUAAUUUACAAGCUAUAGCCUUGGAUUGCAUGGUUAAGGUAGAACAAAUAUGUAUGGCAAUAAUCUCCAAGAGUCUGUAUGGAGCUUUGUUCUUCUGUCAGAUAUUAUGAUAAAAGUUUUUCAUAAUGGUAUGUGAUAAAAAAAGUCAGAUGAUAGUGAAAUGAUGAACUUCUGUCCUCGUUCUUCAA